Molecule: messenger RNA, 513 nt
Organism: Daldinia vernicosa
Lineage: Eukaryota; Fungi; Ascomycota; Sordariomycetes; Xylariales; Hypoxylaceae
Product: Mss4-like protein
Exons: 4
Coding region: 1-513 (170 amino acids)
Molecular function (GO): carbon-sulfur lyase activity
Source: RefSeq, a predicted model, not a curated record
AUGGAUGCCCGCUGUCAAUGCGGUGCCGUCGCGUUUAAAACGCCCCUGCCCAAGCCCCUGGCUCUCUACAUCUGCCACUGUGCCGAAUGUCGCCGUCAGACGAGCUCUGCCUUUGGCACCUCCGCCAUAUUCCCCCGUUUUCCUCUACCUCGCGCUGAGCUGAUGUCGUGCUAUACUUAUUUUUGCCGAAACUGCGGGACUAGACUACUUCACACGACACCGGGCAAGAAUGUUGUCUCCGUCAAAGGAGGAUGUAUAGAUGGGCUCGACUGGUCAAGAGCUAUCCACAUAUGGACCAAAUCAGCCAUGGUUCCAAUCCCUGAGGGCUCCGAAACAUACUCGGAAGAGCCCACCGAGUCCGACUACUGCGCCUCUCAAGAAUCUCUUGACCAACCCCUCGACCCGGCGGGUAUACUCGUGAAUAGCGGGGCGGCCCCGACGGCGGCUGACUUGGCGGGGGAAUCUGCUCAUAUGGUGCCUGUAAAGGGCGCGUGCGAGUUGAGUGGAUUAUAG